Molecule: messenger RNA, 2414 nt
Organism: Acipenser ruthenus (sterlet)
Lineage: Eukaryota; Metazoa; Chordata; Actinopteri; Acipenseriformes; Acipenseridae
Product: profilin-2-like
Exons: 3
Coding region: 214-633 (139 amino acids)
Biological process (GO): regulation of actin filament polymerization; positive regulation of actin filament bundle assembly; actin cytoskeleton organization
Cellular component (GO): cytoplasm
Molecular function (GO): actin binding
Source: RefSeq, a predicted model, not a curated record
GGAGGGAUCUGGCAGGGACUACACCCAGGAGCAGCCCGAUUUCCUAGGCUUCUCUUUCCUGUCCGAGCAGAGAUUAAAGCGGGGACGUGACGGAGCUGUAGGUUCAGCUGGAGACUAAACAACAUUUGAAAAAAUAACACUACAGCAACUAAACCGAACGCAACCCUAUUUAAGCUUUUGAAUAAAUUGUACAUUUUAACAAAAGACGAAAAUAUGUCCUGGCAGAGCUACGUGGAUAACCUGAUGGCGGAUGGCAGCUGCCAGGACUCCGCCAUUGUAGGGUACACGGACGCCAAAUACGUCUGGGCAGCAUCAGCCGGUGGUACUUUUCUCGGCAUAACGCCUUCAGAAAUAGAUGUGCUUGUGGGCAAGGACCGGGAGGGUUUCUUCACCUGUGGCAUGACCUUGGGUGCAAAGAAGUGCUCUGUGAUCAGAGAUAGCCUUCAUGUUGAAGGUGACUGGACAAUGGAUAUCAGGACAAAGAGUCAAGGUGGAGAGCCAACAUACAACGUUUCUGUAGGCAAAGCUGGCAAAGCAUUGGUUUUAGUCAUGGGAAAGGAAGGUAUCCAUGGAGGGCAACUCAACCAGAAAGCAUAUACCAUGGCUGAUUACCUGAGGAAGUCUGGAUAUUAAGCAGCUUCACCCCAUCCACCUAGCAACUCAUUCUCAUCACCACCCAGUUGCGUUGGCAGUGCUACCAGACUAGUUGGUAGUUGCUUCUUUUUUUUUUUUUUUUUUUUUUUUCUUUUUACACCCUUUUGUUUUCUGAUGUCCUUUGAUGCUUUUCCCCUUCCAUGUUUAUUUAUAUACUUUAACACUAUGUACCAAAUCCCAUUCUGGCACCAUUGUUGCAACAUAGGUAAUGAAUAAGCAUGUUAUACAUUUUAACAUUGCACACAAAAAAAACCAAAAAAAAACUAAAAAACAAAAACACAAAAAAAAGUGGGCCAAUGUUAAAUCUGGGCUUUGCUUAGUGUUAACAUAGAGAACUGCUGGCAAAAAUGAAGAACAACUAAAUUUUAGUAGUACAAUCUUGAAUUGAUCGAUGCACUUUGAGCAGAAACUUAUCUCAAUUAGUCUUCCUUUUCUAGAGCUUGUCUGGGAGAGAGGUUCAUGCAUAUCUUGGCUUGUUUGACUCCUCUCUCUCCCCCACCCCCCCCUUCUCCUUUGUAUUUCCCUUGACAUGCUUGAACCCAAAGGAGACACGCCAAUGUUACACAAGGAGGCAUGCUUUCCUCCAUUAUUAACCACUAUACCUUUCUUAACUUUUAAUAUUGCAGCUGACAUCUGUUUUAGAGUUGCAGAGUCCUGCAUGUAUGCUUUUUGCUGUUGCACUUGGACAUAGUCUUGCAACGUGUCUGAUUAUUUCGAGUGCAAUGGUAAAACUGCAGGUGGCAUUUCCUCCCAUGACCUCUUCAUCACAUCCUUGACUUUAUAAUCUCCAUGGACAUUCCAUCGUUACAAUAGCUCAAGCACUUAAGUAUUGUUUGCCAGCUCCUGUAACAUGUAUUUCACUUUUUUUUUUCUUUUUUUAAAAAGACUGCCAUUUUGGACAGUAAAUAUCCCAACAGAACCACCUGGAGUGUGUCCAGUUUCAAUUUUUUCAUAGGACCAAUUUUAGUUGCAGCUUGGGAUUUUACAAAACUGAUCUACAUUGUUGUAAAGGACAACUGCCAGUUUCAACUACAUACGGGAGAUACACUAUUGUAAUCCAUUGUCUGAUGACCUAAAGUGGUAAAAAACUGCACAAACACCAGUGUGUGAGUUGGGGAUGGCAGUCUCCUCAUUUGACAUUACCCAUUUGUUGCAAAACACUUAAAGCAAAUUGAUCACUCUUGACCCUGUAAGCCCAUGCUGCAGGAAAACUGGAAUAAAUUGCCUUGUGCUCUAGUCAUCGACUGAAAGAUGUGGUAUCAAACUGCCUGUUGAAGCACGGUACUAAAUGUAUGUCCAAUUUAAAAAGAAAAAAAAAAACAAACUGAAGUUUAAGUUCUGUGUACACUAAAUUGGAGAUGGUAUUGGUUGGAAUAAGCAAACUUGGUUGUCUUGUGAAAAUCUUUAUACGAAGUCUGUGUAUCCUGUGCCAUAAUGUUGUAGAGGUAUGAUCUGUUGCUAUUGUGAGAUGGAUUUUAACUGCUGCCCAGCAAGGAGUCAGUCAAAUGGCACCUCCUUAGGGACAUUUUAGCAUAUGCUUGAAAUGUUCAGGCCUUGUGGAAUAUGUACAGAUUAAAAAACAAACAAACAAAAAUAAUAAUCUUGUUGCUGACUUGCGUUCAUAUCUUUCCCUGCACUUUUUUUCUUAUAUUGGGAUACAGUCUAACUCAUCUGAUUUUAAUAUGCAUUUAAACAAAAUGCCAUAGAUUGAUAAACCACCUUGUUUACAGACAGAUGAAAUAAAUUUAUUCCAACCAGAA